CAGAUGUUCACAUCUGGGCAUACCUGUAUGCUUACUUUAACAUCUUCUCCACCAAUUGCAUCAAAUCAAAAAUACCAGACAAUUUAUCUUCUGUCUGUAAAAAAUACCAACAUAUUCAUGGAAUUACUCGGUUUACUUUCAGGCUAAUUUUGCGAAACGAAGAUUCACUGUUAAUUAAAUAAGUCUUUAAAGAUCCUUUGGUUCUUUGAUCUGUGGAGUUCUGAACCUCUGAUCAAGGAUCACUACUGUUAGCGUCGGUCCCUUCUGAGACGAGAAGGCAAAAAGAGUCAACUAACUCAAAUAUAGAAUCUAUUAACUAGCAGAAGCAAUACAAUUACAAAGUUAAGAACAGGAUGAAUGGUAUAAUAUUUUGUGAAAUGGAGCUGGUUCCAAAAUAAUUCUACCAGCCCUUCCCCUGUCUUUGUCCUUCAAAAACUGCUCCAAGGUAUUUAUGACUCCCUCCUGGCUCCAUCUGAUGGUCGAAUCUGAAAUCCCUGACUGACCGAUCCCUGUUCAAUUAUUACCACAGUACAUUCAAUGAUCACACCUAAGGCUAAAAGCUUCUUCAUGUAAACAUGACGAAACAUGCUUAAUAUCAUCUAAUAGCUAGUACACUUUAACAAAAACACAUCCUAAAUCAUCACAGUUCAUCACGUUAACUAUAAUGUGUAACAGUUUAUAUGGUCCAAAAUCAAAAUAUUUGCCUUGCAGGGCUUUCCUACAUCCUUUGCCCAUAAACAACCUGACAGGAGACUAAAACCUCCACAAAACCAUCUUUGGGGAGAAAAUGUGAAAGAAAUCCAAACUAAAGAUGUCCUCCCAAGUCCGCCUGAGGCUGCUGCCGAGAGCCAGAUGCAUGUUCGACGAGCCCGUCCAGGUGAAGGUGGCCGGUCUCAGGUCGAGACAGAUGGUCACCCUGAGAGCCAGAUCCACUGACGAGAAGGGAGUGGUGUUCAGCUCCUCGGCCACCUUCAGGGCUGAUGGGAGCGGGCAGAUCGACCUGGAGAGGGACCCCUCCCUCGGUGGGACCUACACCGGCGUUGAACCCAUGGGUCUGCUUUGGUCCAUGAGGACGGACGCUUUGCACAUGAAGUUCCAAAGAACUAAGUCUCUUAACCCCCACGUGGUGAAGAUCUCAGUGCACGAGGAGGAGGAGGAGGAGGAGCGAGACGAGGAGGGCAGGAUGCUGGCAGAAUCAACCAAUGAGAGGCUGCUGAUCGGAGACGGGGUCAUCCGGCGCACAGUCAGAGAGGGGAAUAUUCGUGGGGUCCUUUUUACCCCCGCAGGAGAAGGUCCGUUCCCCGCUGUGUUGGAUCUCUACACCGGUGGAGGUUUGUCAGAAAAAAGGCCCUCCCUGCUGGCCAGCCGAGGGUUUGUGGUUCUGACUGUAGCGCUGUACGGUCACAGCGACAUGCCGAGAAACAUUAGAGAGGUCCAUCUGGAUUAUUUAGAAGAGGCAGUGGAGUUUUUGAAAAAACAAUAUAAGGUUGGCGGUAAAGGAGUUGGUGUGAUAUCCCUUUCAAAAAGUGGAGAUCUGGCACUGUCGAUGGCCUCUUACCUGCAAGGUGUCGAGGCCGUAGUGUGGAUCAACGGCUGCUCCGCCAACACGAUUCUUCCUCUCUACUAUAAGAAGAGCCAGAUCCUCCCUGCGUUAAUGGUUGACCUCAGCAAGCUGAUUCCCACUGAGUCAGAGGCCUUCAAUACCAAGAAGGUUAUGAACGACCCUCGUGCAGAGGAGAACGAGGCCACCCUGAUCCCUGUGGAGCGGGCGGAGGGACGUCUCCUCUUCGUGGCCGCAGAGGACGACCUCAACUGGGACAGCAAGGCUUAUGUGGACAUGAUGGUGGAGCGACUGCAGCGUCACGGGAAGGACAACUUUGAGAUUGUGUGUUACCCCGGAGCGGGACACUAUCUAGAGCCCCCUUACGGACCCUACUGCCCCUCCAGUUUUCAUUCAGUUGUAGGCGGGCCGGUCCUGUGGGGGGGCGAGGCCAGGUCCCACGCUGCAGCUGAGGUCCACCUGUGGAAGAAGAUCCAGGAGUUCUUCAGGACUCACCUGAUCUGUGACGCAGACUAAAGCUAAACUCUAGAAGCAAAUAUCACGAUGUGAGAGAGAUGGGUAACACCUGAGGGGGGGUUACAACUGCAAUCAAAUAAAACAAGCAAAUAAUAAAACUACCGAAAAAUAUAAA
This is a messenger RNA of Gasterosteus aculeatus aculeatus (three-spined stickleback), 2192 nucleotides long. The record is from RefSeq and is a predicted model, not a curated record. Lineage: Eukaryota; Metazoa; Chordata; Actinopteri; Perciformes; Gasterosteidae.